Messenger RNA from Malurus melanocephalus (red-backed fairy wren), 3961 nucleotides. It is a transcript of the gene PRR5L, whose product is annotated as proline rich 5 like. The transcript is spliced from 9 exons. NCBI's taxonomy places the organism in Eukaryota, Metazoa, Chordata, Aves, Passeriformes, Maluridae. The record is from RefSeq and is a predicted model, not a curated record. Gene Ontology annotation, biological process: TORC2 signaling. Gene Ontology annotation, cellular component: TORC2 complex. Bases 390 to 1439 code for a protein of 349 amino acids.
ACCUCGGGCUCCGGCCCCGCUCGGCUGUGGGGGCUCGGGGGGCCCGGCCCGGCCGCUCUGCCCGCGGGGCAGCGAAGGGGAUGUUUACCGGGGGGCGGCUGCGGAAGGGAGCGGGCUGGGCCGGCUCCCCGCGCUCCGCGGUGCCUCCGGAGCGCAGCGCAGGCAUGAGACCUGGGAGUGCCUCAAUCCCUUCAUCAUCAUGCAGCACGUCUCACAACCUGACACGGUGGGGAACUUCUAGUCCAGGGCUGACUCUUUGCUUUUAACUGAGUCCUUGGACUUGAGCACUCAUCCACAUUGCUGAGAUUGUACCUUCAAGAGAAGAGAUUGAUGCUUGUACCUUCAAGAGAAGAGUUUUUCUGAUGGUCGUGCUCCACUCCACCUGACCUAUGAAAGGAGGGUUCACCAUAGCUCCGUCCUUUGCGCUCCAGUUCCACAAGAUGGGCUCAUUCCGACGGCCUCGUCCYCGYUUCAUGAGCUCCCCUGUGCUCAGYGAUCUGCCUCGGUUCCAGGCAGCCMGGCAGGCCAUGCAGCUCAGCUCCAACUCUGCCUGGAACAGCGUUCAAACAGCAGUGAUAAAUGUGUUCAAAGGGGGAGGCUUGCAGAACAAUGAACUUUACACCCUCAAUGAAAAUAUCAGACGGCUGCUGAAGAGCGAACUUGGAUCCUUCAUCACAGAUUACUUUCAGAACCAGCUCCUUGCGAAAGGCUUGCUGUUUAUGGAGGAGAAGGUCAAGCUGUGUGAAGGUGAGGAUCGCAUUGAUGUCCUGUCUGAAAUCUGGGAUCACUAUUUUACAGAGACUCUUCCUACACUCCAGGCAAUAUUCUACCCAGUCCAGGGUCAGGAGUUGACUAUCCGUCAGAUUGCUCUUCUUGGCUUCAGAGACUUGGUCUUGCUAAAAGUAAAGUUGGAGGAAAUUCUUCCCUAUGUCCAGACAAAGCUUCCAGCUUCCAUUGUCCAAAUGCUGUUAAUUCUGCAGAGCGUUCAUGAGCCUAGUGGCCCCACUGGGGGCUACCUGCAGCUGGAAGAGCUGGUCAAGCAGGUGGUAUCACCAUUCUUAGGUUUGUGUGAGGAUCACAGCUCUUCUGGUAGCACCUGCUUGCUUGAGAGGCGGUACUCCAGAUCCCGUCCCAAGGCCCUGACCCCGCUGACAGAGCAGGAGGGCGAGGCUUACCUGGAGAAAUGUGGGAGCAUCCGUCGCCACACGGUUGCCAACGCUCACUCGGACAUCCAGCUGCUGGCCAUGGCCUCCAUGAUGCACACRGGAAUGGUCAUUGAGGAAUCAGACAGCUCUGAGAAAUGCCUCCUGCUGCAGCCCAGCUGCUUCAGCCACAGGCAGUGCUCCAGCGAGCCCAGCAUUGCCGACGGCCCCGAGGGAGUUGUGACAGCAGCCAGCAGGCAGGACCCUGCCGAGCUCAACUGCACCUCUGUCAGCUGAGGAGUGGACAACUGCACGCACUGAGCUGGACAAAGGGUCGUGUUAUCCCUGCUGGGGACAAGAGAGGAACAUAGGAAUUUUGCUCACGUCAUUGAAAUGGCCUCGAGGGUUUUUAUGGCUGAGAAUGCUCUCUAGAUAUGUUCUUUUGCCAGUCUGGGAUCAUUGAUGGAGGUACCAGGCUGUUCCCAAAUGACCACUGAGGGCUGCAAAGCUUUUGCUGUUGAACAGCACAGUCUGCCUUCUGUAAGCUUCCUCCCUCUGCUAAUAUAAACCUUUCGGCAUCAGGCUUCCUUCUUUUUCUUUGGAAUGAUACAAAUUGAGUUCUUUCUGGUUUUCCUCUUCUUUCCCAGUUGUGCUUCUUCUUUGCUCUUUGUCCCUGCAGUAAAGACCUCUGUGCUUGUUCUCUCUGCUUCUGGUGCUAGCAUGGUGAAUGCUGAGCACUGCCUUUCUCUUUUAAAGUUGAACUCAGGGAUGAAACCAUUUGCAUCCUGCAGAAAGAUCUGCUGAGGUGGCUUGUGAAAGAGGGAGAUCCUUCCCUUUGCCUCCCAUCGGCAUGGAUGAAAAGUCCAAAUCAGAAUAAAUCAGACUUACUUGUUUCCCAGACCCGAAGAGAACCCAGUGUACGUGGAAUCUGAGCUGAGUACUUCAUGUGUACUUUAAGUGGUUCCAGUCAUGUCUUGRGGGUUCUGGUAUAAACUGGGUGCAAACAAGGGCUGGGAUUUGUAAAUUGGGUGCAAAAUAUAAUACUGAGCAUCCUGGCAUUUGACAUCAGUUUGCUCUCAAAAUUUCAGUGGUGAUAGGGCUAUGAUGAAAGAGAAAACGACAUGGAUUCCUKUAUGAAGGAGAUGCUGCACUUUGGGAGGUGUAAAGGUGCUCCUCAGCAUUGGGCCAUUGUGACUCCAGACAGGAGGUGACGAUCAGGAUUUCAUCUUUGGGCUGCCCUGGUACUUUUAGCACUUGCAGAUGUUGUGAGACAGGAGAUAAUCAGCGGGAUGUGGAAAGGAGUCCUGUCUCAGUUAUUCGUGAAGUGCUCCUGACCUCCAGUGGUAUCUGACUCAGUGCAGUAUUGCUUUUAAGACAAAGUGAGGGCUCUUUGCAGUCUUUGGUUUCAUUUUUAUUUGGAAGAUCAGGAGUGGGUCCAGUUUGCAGGUGCCUGUGUCAGUGCAAUCUGCAGUGCCUGCUUUGUMGCAUCCCUUGGUACUCCAAUGCUGCUUCUACAGGAACAGAUCCAAGCUGUUCCAGCUGGCCUUGGGAUAUUCUGCUGAUGUCUUGCUAAGCAGGUUUGCAAGUGUAGUUGUAGGCUUAGAGUUGAACUGAAAUGCUGCCACGUUUCAGUUCAACAGCACCACUACCACCUGAAUGUACUCCUAAUGGUACUGGCUGUAAAUAAAUGUGUCUUGACAAGGAAACAGAAGGUUAGGAGGAGCUUUCAGGGUGUUUUUUUGUGUGCUGUGAUGUUAACUGCAGAAUCUGCCCUGCUUCUGUUGGGCAUUAAACAUCUUCUGCUCCAYUGGCUUCUCUSAAAGUACAGCUCUGACCUGCCAGGRUUUGGCAWUAGUAGCACAUGUGGCAAAAAGAAAGCAGAWUAUUUGGCAGCAAAGCAUCUGAAGUACCAGCUAUGAGCAUGAGCUACUCUGCCUGGACUAAUGAGGCUGCUGCUUUGUCUACUGUUGUUUGCAAGUGUUGGGAUACAUGGAAGAGCUUCCUUUUCCCUGCUGUCACCAGRGCUAAGGCCGGGUGUUUGGAUCACCAACUGUGCUUUCUGUGUUGAGAAACAGAGAUCCAGUUGUGCUGGCUGCUUCCUCCUUAGAGAUCCAGUCGAGGCCAGGAAGAUGUGCCUUUCAGUAGCGUUCCCUUCAGAUGGAUUAGAGGAUAAAUUGCUCUCCUAUUCAUAAAUUGGACUGACCAGGCCAACUUAGUGUCACCUGCCCCAGGGCAGCCAKGGGUUGUGUGAGCUUCAGGAUGUCUGUGGUGACAGCUAAGCUCAGCAGGACAUGCUGGUGUCACCUUGGCACAGUCCUCCAGCGUGGGGCAGAUGAAGGUGUCCUGCUCUCAGGUGUUUCCUUUGGCCCCUUGCUGUGAUUGAAAGCCUUUUAGUCACACUGAGGUGUGUGGGGAGGUGAUCACCCUGCAGCAUUUCAGUUCACUGUCAUGAAUGCUUUUCUUCUUCCUGUUUCUCCUUUCUGUUUCUCCUGUAAGCCAUUUGCCUUCUGUAAAUACCCAGACCAUUUGGAUUAGAGCAGCACCCUCUUUUAUGGUGAAAAUUAGAAUGAUUUAUUUAUUUCCUGAUGUAUUUUUGGAUCAUCUCUGGGGCUAAUAGGAGUUAGUCCUGGUUUUAACUUGAAUUUAUUUUGUUUUUACACAUAUGUAUGAUUUUAAUUAUUUUGGUUUUGUAUCUGUUACUUGGCAAAAAUUUGCACCAAGCCCUCUGAAUCAUGCACUUCCCCCAUUGUUUUGUUUUUAAGGAGAAUUAAAGCUGGUGGCUUUACUUYGUAAACUGAAGUAAACAGAACUUGUUCUGU